CGCGGUUUAGCCGCGACGGUCUGGAGACUGCUGGCGUAGGGGGAGGUUCUUAAAAUUUUCAAAAUGGGUGAACCUCAGCAAGUGAGUGCACUCCCCCCACCUCCAAUGCAAUACAUCAAGGAAUAUACAGAUGAAAACAUCCGGAAGGGUCUAGCUCCUAAGCCUCCACCUCCAAUAAAGGAUAGUUAUAUGAUGUUUGGCAAUCAGUUCCAGUGUGAUGACCUCAUCAUCCGCCCUUUGGAGAGUCAGGGCAUUGAACGACUUCACCCUAUGCAAUUUGAUCAUAAAAAAGAACUAAGAAAACUCAAUAUGUCUAUCCUUAUUAACUUUUUAGAUCUUCUAGAUAUCUUGAUUAGGAGUCCUGGAAGCAUAAAACGAGAAGAAAAGCUGGAAGACCUAAAAUUGCUUUUUGUCCACGUACAUCAUCUUAUAAAUGAAUAUCGACCCCACCAAGCCAGGGAGACACUCAGAGUCAUGAUGGAGGUACAGAAAAGGCAGCGCCUUGAAACAGCUGAAAGGUUUCAGAAACACCUGGAACGAGUUAUUGAAAUGAUCCAGAAUUGCCUGGCUUCUUUACCUGAUGAUUUGCCCCAUACAGAAGGAGGAAUGAGGUUAAAAACUGAGCCAAUGGAUACUGAUGACAGCAAAAAUUGUAUUGGACAAAAUGAACAGCGAGAGAAUUCUAGUCAUAGAAGAGACCAGAUUAUAGAGAAAGAUGCUGCUUUGUGUAUCUUAAUUGAUGAAAUGAAUGAAAGGCCAUGAAAGUCUUUUUAAAAUUUGUUGUACAAACUUUAGGGGUGGGAUGGGGGACAGGGUUAUGUAGCCAAAAAUUGUAUGACGUUGUGUCUUGCUUGAUACUCCUGAAACUUGUAUAGAAAUAUAAAUUUGCCUGAUCAUGACAUUAUGAUUUAGAAGGUGGAAUUUUUUUCCCCCUGAUAUAAAUUCUUAACUACAGGUGAACAGAACAGGUAAAAUGUUGCCUAAUGGUUUGAGCUAAAUUCAUAGAUUUGCUUCUUUUUAAAAAAUAAAGUACAGUUGGCACUUUCUAAAAAGAACCAGUUUACCUCUAAGUAAGGUUGCAAAUAGUUCUUUAACUUCUAGUUUCCAUUUUUAGUUUAUUUUAUUGGUCAUGCACAAAUAAGGUUUUAUUUUGAGCUGCAAAAAAUGCCUCAUAGCAUGUUGGAUAUUUAUAAUUACCAUUUAAAUAAUUUUAAAAUGAGUUUAUAGUUUGAGUAAAGUUUUUUCAAGUUAUAGUUUGUAUUCAUAAAAAUCUAAUACUCAGUAAAUCAUCAUGAAGCAAAUAUUUAUUUUAAAACUACAUAAUUUGGAAUAACUUUCCCAAGAAUAAAAAA
Molecule: messenger RNA, 1352 nt
Organism: Gracilinanus agilis (Agile Gracile Mouse Opossum)
Lineage: Eukaryota; Metazoa; Chordata; Mammalia; Didelphimorphia; Didelphidae
Gene: MED7
Product: mediator complex subunit 7
Exons: 2
Coding region: 64-762 (232 amino acids)
Biological process (GO): regulation of transcription by RNA polymerase II
Cellular component (GO): mediator complex
Molecular function (GO): transcription coregulator activity
Source: RefSeq, a predicted model, not a curated record